Molecule: messenger RNA, 1473 nt
Organism: Erigeron canadensis
Lineage: Eukaryota; Viridiplantae; Streptophyta; Magnoliopsida; Asterales; Asteraceae
Product: amino acid permease 6-like
Exons: 7
Coding region: 1-1419 (472 amino acids)
Cellular component (GO): plasma membrane
Source: RefSeq, a predicted model, not a curated record
AUGAAUACAGAGCUUCAGAGAAAAUCCGUGACACUGGAGGCUGGUGACGUUGAGUUACGCAAGAAUGUAGAUGACGACGGACGAGAAAAACGAACUGGAACCUUGCUUACGGGGAUUGCACAUAUCAUCACGGCUGUUAUAGGAUCAGGAGUGUUGUCUUUAGCGUGGGCUAUUGCACAACUGGGCUGGAUUGCUGGGACGGCUGUUCUCAUCGGGUUUGCCAUAGUUACCCACUAUACCUCCGCCCUGCUGGCUGACUCGUAUCGGACACCUGACCCGGUUUCUGGCAAACGUAAUUACACAUACAUGGAUGUUGUUCGGGCAAAUCUAGGAGGGAUGGUGCAAUUAUGUGGUGUCGCUCAAUACGUGAACGUUGUUGGGUCCACCAUUGGCUACAUUAUUACUGCUGCUAUUAGUAUGGGGGCGGUUCAAAGGUCAAACUGCUUUCAUGAGAAGGGGCAUGCGGCUAGUUGUAGUCAGCCAAACUAUCCAUAUAUGAUGAUGUUUGCUGUCAUUCAGAUCAUAUUAAGUCAGAUCCCAAAUUUUCACGAGCUUUCAUGGCUUUCUAUUCUUGCUGCUGCUAUGUCCUUUGCUUAUUCUCUUAUUGGUUUUGGGCUAUCAAUUGCCAAAGUUGUGGGUGGUGUUCAUGUAAGAACAAACAUAGGAAUCGACUUAUCUGGCCAGGAAAAGGUUUGGAAGAUUUUUCAAGCCAUCGGGGACAUUGCGUUUGCUUAUAAUUAUUCUCCUGUUAUCAUUGAAAUUCAGGACACAUUGAAAUCAUAUCCGCCAGAGAACAAGGUGAUGAAGAAAGCAUCACUAGCGGGUGUUUCGACCACCACCAUAUUUUAUGUCCUUUGUGGGUGCAUUGGCUAUGCGGCCUUUGGAAAUGACGCACCAGGAAACUUUCUAACUGAUUUCGGCUUCUAUGAACCCUUUUUACCAAUGAAACUUUUUACCAAUGUGUGCAUCGCGGUCCACCUAAUUGGCGCGUACCAAGUUUAUUGCCAACCUUUAUUCAGUUUUGUUGAAUUGGAGUGUAAGAAAAAAUGGCCACAUAGCAAGUUCAUUACCUCUGAGCGUAUUAUUAAUGUGCCGUUUUAUGGAGAAUACUACAUUAACAGCUUUAGGUUGGUUUGGAGAUCAGCGUAUGUGAUAUUGACCGCGGUCAUAGGCAUGAUCUUCCCUUUCUUUAAUAGCUUCGUAGGGUUAAUAGGGGCGGUUACUUUUUACCCGUCGACUGUGUACUUCCCGGUAGAGAUGUACAUUGCUCGGGCUAAGAUACAAAGGUUUUCGGUCACAUGGAUUUGGUUGAAGAUUCUAAGUUGGGUUUGCUUGGUAGUGUCGCUAGUUGCGGCUAUUGGGUCCGUUCAAGGUUUGUUGACGGAUGUAAAGAAAUAUCAACCCUUUGAGACAGUCUAAUUUAUAUAUGUUUAUGACGAGGAAAUAAUUAGUUAAGAAUUAUAAUUUCUAAAU